AGCGUCUGGGUGACGAAAGGCCUGGGAAGGGGCGUGGCCCCUCCGUGACUUGCCGCCAGGAAGGGGGAGGGACUCCAGUGACGCGACGCGGGGAGGGGGCAGGCGUUCAUUGAUAAAAACGCCGGGCUCCCUCGGGCGCGAGCGCAGCGUAGCAAAUCCAGGCAGUGCCACGCGCGGCCGGGGCCGGGCGGAACCGAGAACAAGCUGGGCCCGCGCUGCGACGCGCCGCCCGCAUGGAGCCCGCCGCCGGCUUCCUGUCCCCGCGCCCCUUCCCGCGAGCGGCCGCCCCGCCCGCGCCCCCCGCCGGGCCGGGACCGCCUCCGAGCGCCUUGCCGGGACCUGAGCUGGAGAUGCUGGCCGUGCCGCCCGCGCCAGACCCUGGGCGCCUCAUUACCGACCCGCGCAGCGGUCGCACCUACUUCAAAGGCCGCUUGUUGGGAAAGGGGGGCUUCGCCCGCUGCUACGAGGCCACUGACACAGAGACCGGCAGCGCCUACGCUGUCAAAGUCAUCCCGCAGAGCCGCGUCGCCAAGCCGCAUCAGCGCGAGAAGAUCCUAAACGAGAUUGAACUGCACCGAGACCUGCAGCACCGCCACAUCGUGCGUUUUUCGCACCACUUUGAGGACAAUGACAACAUAUACAUUUUUCUGGAGCUCUGCAGCCGAAAGUCUCUGGCCCACAUCUGGAAGGCCCGGCACACCUUGUUGGAGCCCGAGGUGCGCUACUACCUGCGGCAGAUCCUCUCUGGCCUCAAGUACUUGCACCAGCGGGGCAUCCUGCACCGGGACCUCAAGCUGGGAAACUUUUUUAUUACUGAGAACAUGGAACUGAAGGUGGGGGAUUUUGGGCUGGCAGCCCGGUUGGAGCCCCCGGAGCAGAGGAAGAAGACCAUCUGUGGCACCCCCAACUAUGUGGCUCCAGAAGUGCUGCUGAGACAGGGCCACGGCCCUGAGGCGGACGUGUGGUCACUGGGCUGUGUCAUGUACACACUGCUCUGUGGGAGCCCCCCCUUUGAGACGGCUGACCUGAAGGAGACGUACCGCUGCAUCAAGCAGGUUCACUACACGCUGCCUGCCAGCCUCUCGCUGCCUGCCCGGCAGCUCCUGGCCGCCAUCCUUCGGGCCUCACCACGAGACCGCCCAUCUAUUGACCAGAUCCUGCGCCAUGACUUCUUUACCAAGGGCUACACCCCCGAUCGGCUCCCUGUCAGCAGCUGUGUGACAGUACCCGACCUGACACCCCCCAACCCAGCUAAAAGUCUGUUUGCCAAAGUCACCAAGACCCUCUUCGGCAGGAAGAAGAAGAGUAAGAACCAUUCCGAGGAGCGGGACGAGGUCUCCUGUUUGGUGAGCGGCCUCAUGCACACGUCCAUUGGCCAUCACGAUGCCAGGCCUGAGGCUCCAACAGCUUCUGGUCCAGCCCCUGUCAGUCUGGUAGACACAGCACCUGAGGACAGCUCACCCCGUGGGACGCUGGCAAGCAGUGGAGAUGGGUUCGAAGAAGGUCUCACUGUGGCCACAGUGGUGGAGUCGGCCCUCUGUGCUCUGAGAAACUGUGUGGCCUUCAUGCCCCCAGCGGAACAGAACCCGGCUCCCCUGGCCCAGCCAGAACCUCUGGUGUGGGUCAGCAAGUGGGUUGACUACUCCAACAAGUUUGGCUUUGGGUAUCAACUGUCCAGCCGCCGUGUAGCUGUGCUCUUCAAUGAUGGCACACACAUGGCCCUGUCGGCCAAUAGAAAGACUGUGCACUACAAUCCCACCAGCACAAAGCACUUCUCCUUCUCCGUGGGUGCUGUGCCCCGGGCCCUGCAGCCUCAGCUAGGCAUCCUGCGGUAUUUCGCCUCCUACAUGGAGCAGCACCUCAUGAAGGGUGGAGAUCUGCCCAGUGUGGAAGAGGUAGAGAUGCCUGCCCCACCCUUGCUGCUGCAGUGGGUCAAGACGGAUCAGGCCCUACUCAUGCUGUUUAGUGAUGGUACUGUCCAGGUGAACUUCUACGGGGACCACACCAAGCUGAUCCUCAGUGGCUGGGAGCCCCUUCUUGUGACUUUUGUGGCCCGAAAUCGCAGUGCUUACACUUACCUCGCUUCUCACCUUCGGCAGCUGGGCUGCUCCCCAGACCUGCGGCAGCGACUACGCUAUGCUCUGCGCCUGCUCCGUGACCGUAGCCCAACCUAGGCCUCAGCCUACAGAGCAGGCUGCAACCCAAGCCCUCAGGCCUGAGGCCUGUGCCUGUAAGGCUCUGGCCUUUGCCUUUGUGGCCCUCCCCAUCCUUUUGGUGCCUCACUGGGGGCUUUGGGCUGAAUCCCCCAGGGAAUCAGGGACCACCUUUACUGGAGUUGGGGGUGGCCUGUCCUCUGUCGCCUACCCUCUCCAAGAUAAGCCUGAGCCUUAGCUCCCAGCUAGGGGGCGUUAUUUAUGGACCACUUUUAUUUAUUGUCAGACAUUUAUUUAUUGGGAUGUGAUCCCCAGGGGGACCUCCUCCUGGGUUAAUAAACCGUUUUGCAGAA
Messenger RNA from Microcebus murinus (gray mouse lemur), 2506 nucleotides. It is a transcript of the gene PLK3, whose product is annotated as polo like kinase 3. Lineage: Eukaryota; Metazoa; Chordata; Mammalia; Primates; Cheirogaleidae. Gene Ontology annotation, molecular function: ATP binding; protein binding; protein serine/threonine kinase activity. Gene Ontology annotation, biological process: mitotic spindle organization; Golgi disassembly; protein phosphorylation. Gene Ontology annotation, cellular component: kinetochore; nucleus; cytoplasm. The record is from RefSeq and is a predicted model, not a curated record.